AAAGCAAAUUCUCAUCAGCGAUCUUUGAAGUCAACCGUUGUCCAGAGACCACACUCUUUCCUUCCAUACCGGUGGUACAAGUAAGCAAAAGCAAGUAGUGAUAGAAGGAAGCUUCAAAGGACCUCUAAUAUCCUCAGCCAUGACCUUUAGCUCUACUACUAGCAGCAACCCUUACAAUAGAAGUACCACUACUAGUAAAAAGACAACCAAGGUGCAAUGCGUGGUUCUGGGAGCGGCGGAUGCUGGAAAGACCAGUUUGCUGAGACGAUACUUUCGCGGGACAUUUGAUCUGGGGAGGGUAGCCACCGUGGGAAGUGACUUUUACACCAAAAAGAUCCAAUUACAACAACAAACAACGAGUGAUGACGAUGCUACUACAAGUACUACGAGUAGUAUCCUGCUUCAAAUGUUUGACACUCCUGGAGAAGUCCCCGAACGACGACGAAAACGUCCUGCCAAUGAACAAGAUGAUCUGGAACAACAACGACACAUGCAGGCGCUACUCAAUGCAUUUGUGGGCCGAAUGGACGGAGUCAUGUUGGUCUAUGACAUGACCAGUACCACAAGUUUUGUACAAUUGAGACAAUGGCACGCGCAGUGGAGGAAAUACUCCAGCCAAAACAACGACAACAACAACAAUACUGUUCAUCAUCAUCAACCCUUUCUCGUUGUGGGAAACAAGCGGGAUCUCAUCCUGCCAACCAAAAUCAACAACCACAAGCAGAAUACUAGCAGCAAGAGCUCUACCAGUAACAACAACAAAAAUUCAACCUUCAAUAAUUUACAACCAUCGGCGGUCCCUCAAAGAGAUGUCAUGGGAUUUCAGAGAACCUUUACAGGAAACGAUUUCCGAUACGAAUAUCGAGUCGAUCAUAAUACCAGUGCUCCUCCCACUCCCUUGCACAGCAACAAUUCCCUUACUACGUCCUCCACUCCUCAUCAUCAUCAUCAUCACAAACCGCCAAAAUCUACAUCCUCAAAAAGUUCCAGACCCAACCAUCGACAUCAAAUAUCCACAUUUUCAUCCACCACCAAUGCCGGUGUCCUGUGGACACAGGGACAGGAUGGAACCUAUUUGGACUCUCUCCUGACUACAGAAGAUAACUCCAAUCCAGACAGGGAUAUGGUCAAGUUGUGGUGCAUGAGGAAUGGACUACAGCACGUGGAAGUCAGUUGCCUCCAACCAAACACGGACGGUCAUGUGGAUGUUGCCAUGGAGACGCUGGUGCAGUUGGUAUUGGAAGCCAGACGAGAAGAAGCAGAAGAAGAACGGCAGCAACAACAACAACAGCAAGAUGAAACCAAAACGGAUCCAGAACCACCGUCAGAUAGCCAUCCUACUACUGCAAACAACAACAAUGGUGCAAGUAGUUCUUUGCCGGCACAACCACAAGUGGAGGAUACAAAGGACUAUUAUUAUCGUCCCAAUGAGGAACUGGAUCUAUUGGAACGAUAUCGUCCCAAGGACCGAAAGUGCUGCUUUUGCUUCCCGCCUCUCAAAAAGCUCACUAGGACGAGUAGUAGGUUCAUCGCUGAAUAAGUAAAAUGAUUCGAGAAGAUGAAUCGAAUCGAAUGCAAUCAUCCGAGAAUGGGCUUACCGUUGGAGCUGGGGAUGGGGAGGGUGCCAAGAAUGCAUUCAACGGCUACCUGAGCUAAGGCUACUGGUAGGUUGGGGGUUUCUUGGUUUAAUCGUGGCCGGCAGCUAAGACAGCACAAUGGUCUUUGAUUUUUCUAUGACCGGCACUUUGAGGGGGCUACAUACCGGUAGUAAAGAUUGCAAGAUUUACGUCUAUAUUUUGACCCAACGUCCAUAACAAGGUUUCCACAGAUUGUGUUCACUUCAUAUCAUUUUUUUCUCUCUCUUUCUCUCUGUCUUUGAUAGUAGUAUCUUCUAGUUGUUUCGGUGUUCUUCCUCUUGGACUCCGCGCUACUCUUGCGCUACGGUAGGGACGACUUCAAACAAGACAGUCCAACAGUUCCUGUGCGUCGGGAUGAGCACGUCCCUUCAACUGAAUCGUUGCAAUCUCCUUGUUGUGGGCAACACUGACUACAGUGGCUUCUUCGACCUGGAUCAACGAUUCGUCCAGCCAUGGCGCCACCAAUUCUGCGACUUUUCGGGCAAGAUAUCCCAAUUUGACUUGAUUCGAAGAUGAUGACAAUUGGACUUGAAUAGCAUUUGCGUCGAAUCGAUUAUCGGGUUCCCGCACUAAUUGCACAGUUUGAU
Molecule: messenger RNA, 2224 nt
Organism: Seminavis robusta
Lineage: Eukaryota; Bacillariophyta; Bacillariophyceae; Naviculales; Naviculaceae
Source: the annotation of a GenBank genome assembly